Molecule: messenger RNA, 2117 nt
Organism: Spinacia oleracea (spinach)
Lineage: Eukaryota; Viridiplantae; Streptophyta; Magnoliopsida; Caryophyllales; Amaranthaceae
Product: pentatricopeptide repeat-containing protein At1g77360, mitochondrial
Exons: 1
Coding region: 257-1774 (505 amino acids)
Molecular function (GO): protein binding
Source: RefSeq, a predicted model, not a curated record
AGAACAUUAAAUUUCUAUUUUGCCCCUAAAAUCCUUCCACCUUCUGCCACAUCGACUCCAGUAAACUUUCUUUGCGAGACUUGAAAUUUUGGGAGAAUGAAAAAAUUCCCAAAAAUUGAAUUAGGGUUUAGACUUUAGACUGGAAAUUUCAUUUCCCAUUAAAAAUUCCACCUUUUGAUUCAAACUAUCUGAAAUUCCAACACAUUUAUUCAUCAAAAUCACAUAUUCUCUGGUUUUGCCCCUUUGGAAUGAUAGCAUGACUAGGCAAUCCAAGCGGCGGCACGGCCGCGAUCGAUCUCCAUCGCCACUGUCAUCGAAGAAGCACCACCACCAGCACCGUAGCCACGGCAAGAGCCCCCAACGCCAAAUUCACGAUGUGGGUAAGCAGCAGCGCCCGAAUUUUAUUUCAUAUCUAGAUUCCCCAAAUUUACCCUCAAAAAUCAAAUUAAUCUGUGAAAUUGUGGCAAACACCCCAUCUUUAUCAGUCGAGAAACUUCUAGAUGACAAUAGUAUAAGGGUAUCUCAGGAAGAUGUUGAGCAAGUUUUGAAAUUAUCGUAUGGUUAUCCUGCUUCUGCUGUCAAGUUCUUUAGGUGGGCAGGGUACCAAUUGAAUGAUAGGCAUACCCCUUAUGCUUGGAAUUUAGUUGUAGAUUUGUUAGGGAAGAAUUCAUUGUUUGAUGCAAUGUGGGAUGCAAUCAAGUCAAUGAAGGAAGAAGGGAUUCUUUCUUUGGCCACUUUUGCCUCAGUUUUCAGUAGUUAUGUGUUAGGGGGUCGGGUUGAGGAGACAUUCAUGACUUUUGAGGUUAUGGAUCAGUAUGGUAUUCCGAGAGACAUUGUUGCAUUGAACUCUCUUCUGAGUGCGAUUUGUAGGGAUGGGAAAGCGGAGAAAGCAGACGAGUUUUUGAGGAUUGCGAAGGAUAAGAUAAAACCGGAUUCUGAUUCGUUUGCGAUUUUGUUAGAGGGGUGGGAGAAUGAAGGGAAUGUAGGUGGUGCUAAGAGGACUUUUGGUGAGAUGGUAGUGGAGAUUGGUUGGGACCCGAGAAAUGUACCGGCUUAUGACUCGUUUUUGUGCACAUUGAUCAAGUCCCCGAGUGGAUUUCACGAGGCGUUGAAGUUCUUGAACACGAUGAAGGAGAGGAGGUGUUCACCCGGGGUGAAGUUUUUCGGGUUUGCGUUGGAGGAUUGUGUGAGGAAGAGUGAUGCCCGUGGUGCGGCCUUGUUAUGGGAAGCAAUGACGGUUAGGAGCGAUUUUAGGCCCGACACUCAAAUGUACAAUAUGAUGAUUUCUUUGCAUUCACAUCUUGCUAAUUUUGAUAUAGCUAGAAGGUAUUUGGAUGAGAUGGUUUGUGAUGGUGUUUUCCCGGAUUCAAAGAGUUAUAAUACUUUGUUUCAGUGCCUAAUCAAGAGUCGGAAACUUAUUGAGCUUUCAUCUGUGUUUACUGAGAUGGUGAAGAAUGAGUGUUUGCCAACCCAGGUGAAUUGCAUUGAUGCUGUCAGGCUAAAUUUGGAUUCUGGGGACCCGUACAUGGCUAUUAAGAUCUGGAAAUUCAUGAUUGAGAAUUAUCAGUCUGAUUUGGAAGAGACUGGUAAUUUUUUGGUUUCAGGGCUUCGUGACUGCAAUAGAGUUCAGGAGGCGGUUAAGUAUGCUGAAGACAUGAUUGACCGAAAGAUAAAGUUAGGUUCUUCAACGCUGUCCAAAUUGAAACAAAGUCUUGUAAAAGCAGGAAAAGGUCCUGUUUAUGAUGAGCUGUUAAGGAAGUGGAAACUUCGUUAGGUUGCACAUCAGUCUCUGAACUGCAAUGGAGUCCAAAGGUUCAUCUUUGGCUUUCGAUCAAGAUUUUGUUUGAAGCAGCUUCUUUGUUGUUGCAACAUUAUGGUUUGCAUACACUGGGAUCAUUUUUUUCUGCUUGUGUUGAUGUCAUACUCAGUUGUUGAUGUGAUUGAACAAGGAUAAAGUUCAAUAUCGUAAACGCAGAAUCUAACACUCAUUUGUUGUUUUCUCCAAAUAUAUUUCUGAAACUACAGCAUGUACUCAGAAUCAGAACUGUACAAUGAAUCUAAUUUUUCUCUUGUUAUUUUUCCAUUCUCAUUUUAAAUUUAGUGGGGGUUUUUGCUCA